Messenger RNA from Rubroshorea leprosula, 4036 nucleotides. The record is from the annotation of a GenBank genome assembly. Lineage: Eukaryota; Viridiplantae; Streptophyta; Magnoliopsida; Malvales; Dipterocarpaceae.
AUUAUGCCCUCUCUUAUAUUUUGCUUUUGUUUCUCAUGUCAUAUUCUCGAACGCAAGCAAUAUCUUAACCCCCUCUCAGGAAACCAUCUUCCAUGGGUGGAGGAACUACCCAUUUAACCUCCCAAUCACAACAAAAUCACCAAAAUUCCGAUCCCAAACACACAAAAUCACACUCAUCAACAAGCCCAUAAGCAAUUCAAAUACUAUUAGAUUGGUAUUUGGUGAAUUUUUGAACAAGCACUACAUUCUCCUAUUAAUUUUACUGUAUUUCUUUAUUGAAUUUCAUCAGAGGAAUUAGUAAACAAGAAAUCAAUCACCCAAAUGGGAAAAUUUCAAUUUUAAUCUUAGGGAUUUGGGGAUUUCAAAAUGAAAACUGAAAAGAGGAAAAAGCUAUGGGAAUGAUUACAGAGGGAGAAAAACAACGAAGGGGAAAGGAAAGUGACAGUUGAAAAGGGAAAUCAAAGAAAGAAGGGAGAGGGUAUCAUCUAAAUUAACUAGAAAAAGCAGGAUUUUUUUUAAUGGCCAUUCUCUGAAUGUGAGAGAUGCAAACAGGUUCGAGAGAGAACAUGAGAAAGGUGAUGACUGUUCUGAGUUGGAUUCAAACGAAGGGUCAAUCCAGGGUGCAGAUACGGACUGAAGAAGGACUUCUGGUUUGGUGCAGUUACAUUUUGGCGCCGUCUGUGGGAACCUGUACUAAAGGCUCCCUUGUUGCUCUUAUCAUGGUUAAAACUAGGUCAGCCCGAGGUGGAAACUUGUCUCAGCCUCUUGGACGAGGUCAGGUCCCCAGCAACCUUCCGCCUCAUCCCCCACCCCCAAUCCCAAAUACAUUCCCUCCUGUUGAUCAUGCAGAAGGAGAAGACGAAAAUCAACCACACAAUUCGUUAGUACUAGCACAGCUAUUAGCCUGGAAUAAUCUUGGUGAUCCACUCAUCAACCUACUUAAUCCUGCUCCACAACCUCCAGCCCCACCACAAAAUCCUGAACCAGUUCAACAUGCUCCCGCUGUUAGUGAAUCUCAGGGCCAAUCUCAUGUCGCACCAGCUCAGCAACCCCCUCAUGAUGAUGUCACUCGACGUCUAGAUAGCUUAGAAAAGCUAGUGGUUGAACAGCGAGGUAUCCCACCUCCACACCCUGCGGCUGACUCCGUACCCCACCCUCUCAACACCAAUAUUAUACUGGAAUCCUAUCCCGCUGGCUUCAGAAUACCACAGCUUGAAACUUAUGAUGGGACGAAGGACCCCGAUGAUCAUCUACAUGCUUUCUACUCUUGCAUGCAGGCCCAGAACACCUCUGAUGCGUUGAUGUGCAAAAUCUUUCCCUCUACCCUUCGAGGUAAUGCUCGAACCUGGUACUACAGUCUGCCUCCGAGGUCAAUCAACUCUUACACAGAAAUGGCAUCUGCUUUUGCCACAAAGUUUUCCAGUAGAAGGUUAAUCAGGAAAACCACUUCUGAGCUGAUGCGAGUUAAGCAGAGGGACGGAGAGUCUUUGAAGAAUUUUAUGAGCAGAUUCAAUGAUGCAGUGCUGGAGGUUAACUAUUUCGAUCAAGCUGUGGGAAUUACAGCUGUGAUCUCAGGUCUUAGCCAUGAGAGAUUCAGAGAUAGUCUGCUCAAACAUCCUACCAACACCUUCAGCGAGGUAAAUGAUAGAUCGUUGAAAUUCAUAACUGCUAAGGAAUAUGCUCUGUCGCAGAACCUAACUCCUAUUAAGAACCAACACCCGGACUGGAGAGAUGAGAAUCCGAACAGGAAACGGAUAAAGACAACACAGAACCGAGGUCCGAUGUCGGCUUCCACCCUGAGAUUCGGAAGGCCGAACUCAGUACCUCCGCAACAACCUGCAGGUAAACCUCCAGUUAAUUGGACUCCUUUUAAUCUACCGAGGUCACAAAUCUUUAUGCAGAUUAAGAAUAAGAUGGACUUAAGAUGUCCGGGUCCAAUGAGAACUGCUGCUGCUACCAGAGACCAUGCUAGGUACUGUGAUUUUCAUCAAGAUCACGAUCAUACAACAGAGCAAUGCAAUAGUCUGAGGUCCGAGCUGGAAAGUCUGGCGCAGAAAGGAAUGUUGAAUGAGUACAUCCAGAGAGUGGAACAGCCAAGGUUUGUCAGAGAACAAGGGCCACAACAUCAAGGAGUCCGCAAUUCGCCAAACAGGCAAGGUGUGGGAUAUCAGCAAGCCCCACCACCACUCCCACCACCAGCUAGAGUCAUACACAUGAUUACGGGAGGUCUGGAAGCAGGGGGACUGAGCUCUAAGCAGCGAAAGUUGUAUGUCAGAGAGCGGUAUGAUGGUCCCAUCUACGGGUUCAACAACCAACCAGUUCCAGUUGAAGGAGUCCUCACCAUGAAUGUUGCAUUUGGAAGUGGCCGAAGUUAUGUGACCCCUUCCGUGAGGUUUUUAGUAGUAAAGAUGGCGUCCUCUUUCAACACUGUCAUUGGCCGACCUACACUGACUGAAAUCCGAGCUGUGGUUUCCCAGUCUCACCUAUGCAUGAAAUUCCCAACUCCUACGGGAAUAGCAACGCUCCGAGGCAACCAGGAGGUGGCCCGACAUUGCUAUAUCAUCUCGGUAACACAACCCCAGAAGGGCAAGGCUCAGACACCCGAGAUUAAUCCCAAACAGGUUCCUGAUGAUCGGCAAGUUAUGGGUGUUGAGAUAAUAGAUAACCGACCAGAAGAUGAAACCAGAGCUGCUCCAGUCGAAGAUGUGGAGGAGGUACAGAUUGAUGACAGAGAUCCGAGCCGGAAAACGCAAAUUGGGACUAAAUUGAACCCGGAGGAAAGAGCAGAGCUAAUAGCUUUUCUUCGGGCCAAUAGAGAUGUUUUUGCAUGGACUUCAGCAGAUAUGCCGGGAAUUCCCACUUCAGUUUUUCAACAUAAACUCAGCACCAAUCCCCUCAAGAAACCAGUAGCCCAGAAGCAACGCCUCUUCGAGGGGGAGAGGUUAAAGGUUAUUAAAGAAGAAGUCGAGAAGCUCCUACAAGCCGGCUUUAUCAGAAGGGUAGAUUACUGUGAGUGGGUCACCAAUUCGGUGCUGGUGAAAAAAGCAAACGGUAAAUGGCGGAUGUGCAUUGAUUACACUAACCUCAACGAUGCAUGUCCAAAGGACUGUUAUCCAAUGCCAAACAUUGAUAAGCUGGUUGAGGCAGCUUCGGGAAAUGAGAGGUUAAGUCUCUUGGAUGCAUACUCAGGCUACCACCAGGUCCCAAUGGCUCCUGAGGAUGAAGAAAAAACCUCGUUCUACGCUGGCGAUGAGAUCUAUUGCUAUGUAAUGAUGCCCUUCGACGUGAAGAAUGCAGGUGCCACUUACCAGAAGAUGGUUACCAUCGUAUUCCAAGCUCAGAUAGGACGGAAUCUGGAAGUUUAUGUUGAUGAUAUAGUGUCUGGAAAAUUCCUGGGUUUCAUGGUUUCCCGGAGAGGGAUUGAGGUCAAUCCAGAAAAGAUCAGAGCAAUUGCCGAGAUGGAACUGCCAAAGUCAGUGAAGGAUAUACAGAGGUUGACUGGAAGGGUAGCAGCUCUUCAUCGGUUCAUAUCGAAGUCAGCAGAUAAAUUUGGACAUUACAGUGGCAAGAAGUGGAACGAGACAAAAGCUGAUAGAUGUCUAGGGCAGACAGAGCCGGUGCUGGGAACGACAUAUCCUGGAGGUAUACCACCAGGAUUGGCUGUGCAAAAGACGUCGAUAGAGGCAGUAACCGAUCUUGUAAAAUUCUUUGACACAACAAACCUAUCGCUGUUCCGCAAAGACGGGCAUCCUUCAAAGUUCAACGACAAGGGGGCGGCAGGUGAGGGUGUGGAUUGCAUCCAUUGGUGUGUUCCAGGAGUUCCUGACACUUGGAAUGAAAUUCUUUACAAUCUUAUUGUUGCUUGAAUAGAUUUACCUCAUGUAUGAGAGGUAAAGAGCUAAGGAUUGAAAAAAAAUAAUUACUAUUAUUGUAGAAAACCUUCAAGAUCUUCCUUAUGUGUAUCUUCUCUAUGGAUAGACCUGCAAAAUCCCGAGAUUGGUUCUUGGGGAGAAACUUCGAUGCUUAAGUUAGUAUU